Messenger RNA from Jatropha curcas, 3264 nucleotides. It is a transcript of the gene TOC90, whose product is annotated as Avirulence induced gene (AIG1) family protein. Gene Ontology annotation, molecular function: GTPase activity; GTP binding. The record is from RefSeq and is a predicted model, not a curated record. Gene Ontology annotation, cellular component: chloroplast outer membrane. Lineage: Eukaryota; Viridiplantae; Streptophyta; Magnoliopsida; Malpighiales; Euphorbiaceae. Gene Ontology annotation, biological process: protein targeting to chloroplast.
AUAAAGAAUUUCUUCAGCCUCUAGUUUUAUUUUGAAUUUCUUUUUCUUUUUUUUUUUUCAUUUUCAAUUGUCUUCAAUUUUUUUUUUCCUGUUUUCAUUUUCGUGCUCGCAAAACCCCAAACGAAACAACCAAAAAACGAAAAAAAGGUGUGCGAGCGAGCCUAUGUGAUUGCGUGCUUCUAUCUCUGUCUUAUCUAUCUAUUACUUCUCCUCUUUCUCUCUCUUCCUCUUCUUGCUUCCCUCUUCGUUUUCAUUAUCAUCGUACAUAUGCGAAAUCCGAGAAAUCGGGACCUUUUGUAAUCAAUUCAUAUUGGGUUUGGGAUUCAGACCUUGAUUUUUGCAUUCCAAAUGUCCAAUAAUCUGUUGGCUAAUUUUAGUAUUCGGAUUUGAAUUUCGUUUCUUGGUGGGGUUUUUGAUUAAUUUUUGGGCAGUGAAGCUGGCUCACUUAUCCGAUUUAGGAUGAAGAGUAUUAGGGAUUGGGCAUUUACUCAAUUGUUAUCUAAGUCUUUGGCUUCGUCUAGGCCUUUGUUGGGCACUGGCAGUUUUUUCUCAGACGGACCUGUAGAUGAAGAUUCUAAUGAUCAAGCUCUCAUGGCCUGUUCAGAGGUUGCACCACAACCCCCUGAUACAUCAUACUCAGCCAACGAUACUCAGGAGAAUGGACCUCAUCCAUCUUCAAGGCAAGUGUAUCAGCAUUCUAACACAUCUAACCAUGACAGUGAACUUGAAAAGAGGGAUCCUUUGGCAAAGAUUGAUGGUCUCCAAAUUAAGUUUUUCCGGCUUCUCCAACGAUUAGGGCAGUCGCAUGACAAUCUUGUGGUGGCAAAGGUUUUGUACAGGAUGCACCUAGCAGCAACAAUCCGAGCAGGGAUAUCAGAUUUGAAAAGAGCCAGGAAAGUAGCAGCAGAACAAGAGGCAACUGACAUACCCAAAUUAGAUUUCUCUGUAAGAAUACUUGUCCUUGGUAAAACUGGCGUUGGAAAGAGUGCAACCAUAAACUCUGUGUUUGAUCAAACUAAGACCACGACUGAUGCAUUUGAACCGGCCACCAAUUGCAUCCAAGAAAUUUCAGGGAUGAUCAAUGGAAUCAGAGUAACUUUUAUUGACACCCCUGGUUUUUUACCAUCAUCAACAGGUAAUGUGAGAAGAAAUAGGAAGAUCAUGCUCUCUGUUAGGAAAUUCAUUAGAAAAUCCCCACCAGAUAUUGUUCUGUUUUUUGAACGACUAGACCUCAUCAACAUGGGUUAUAGUGAUUUUCCUCUUCUAAAGCUCAUGACCGACAUCUUUGGCAAUGCAAUUUGGUUUAACACUAUCCUCGUCAUGACGCACGCAUCCUCAACACUUCCUGAUGGACCAAGUGGAUAUCUGGUCAACUAUGAAAAUUAUGUGAGCAAAUGUACAGACCUGAUGCAAUACUUUAUACACCAGGCGGUAUCUGAUACAAAACUAGAAAACCCAGUACUUCUAGUUGAGAAUCAUCCUCAGUGUAAAAGAAAUAUCAUGGGGGAAACUGUUCUUCCCAAUGGACAAGCUUGGAAAUCUCAAUUCUUGCUUUUUUGCAUAUGUACCAAAAUUCUUAGUGAUGCUAAUACGCUCUUGGAAUUCCAAAACAGCAUUGAAUUGGGGUCAUCUCAUAGCAACCGUGUGCCUUCACUGCCACAUCUCCUUUCAUCUUUUCUACAGCAUCACUCCCAAAAUGAAGCAGACCAUGAAAUUGAUGAGAUUUUACUUUCAGAUGCAGAUGAAGAAGAUGAAUAUGAUCAGUUACCUCCAAUCCGAAUCUUGACAAAAUCUCAAUUUGAGAGAUUGACUAAAUCGCAGAAAAGAGACUACCUUGACGAGCUCGAUUACAGAGAGACCCUUUUUUUAAAGAAACAGUUGAAAGAGGAUGCUGCUCGCAGGCAGAGGAAGAAGAAGCUUUCUGAAGCAGAAAAUGUUGGAGAAGAUAAUAAUUACGAUGACCAGCAGGCAUCUCCAGAGGCUGUCCUCUUACCAGAUAUGGCUGUCCCUCCAAGUUUUGACUCGGAUUGCCCUGUGCACAGAUAUCGCUGCUUUGCUACAAGUGACCAAUGGCUUGUGAGACCUGUGCUUGAUCAUCAAGGAUGGGAUCAUGAUGUGGGCUUUGAUGGUAUAAACUUGGAGAUGGCUACAGAGUUAAAAAAGAAUAUGCAUGCCUCAAUUACAGGACAGAUGAGCAAGGACAAGCACAAUUUCAGUAUUCAGUCUGAAUCUGCUGCAGCUUACACAGAUCCCAGGGCUAGGGGACCUACUUAUUCUGUGGGUUUUGAUGUUCAGUCUGCUGGUAAAGAUUUUAUCUAUACAGUUCACAGCAACACAAAGUUGAGGAAUCUCGAGCACAACAUUGCUGACUGUGCAGUUUCAUUGACAUCCUUUGGGGACAAGUACUAUGUGGGUGCCAAGAUAGAAGAUACUAUAUUUAUUGGGAAGAGACUGAAAUUUGUAAUGAAUGCUGGCCAAAUGAAGGGUCCUGGACAAGUGGCAUAUGGUGGGACUUUAGAAGCGACAUUCAGAGGGCGAGACUACCCAUUGAGGAAUGAUAAUAUUAGUCUGUCAAUGACAGCUCUGUCCUUUAAGAAGGAGACAGUGUUGAGUGGUGGAUUUCAGUCUGAGUUUCGGCCAAUGCCAGGAAUGAGAAUGGCAGUUAAUGCCAAUAUAAAUAGCCAGAAAAUGGGCAAAGUUAGUUUAAAGAUGAGUAGCUCUGAGCACAUUGAAAUUGCUUUGAUAGCUGUUUUCUCAAUUUUCAGGGGCCUUUUACAUGGAAAAGAGGCCGAAAUGAGAAGUGAGGAAGCACUGGAGACGUGAUUAAUCAGUGUUGCUCUUUUUGGGGAUAGAGUUUCUUAGAUUGGAGAGGAAACAAUAGUCAGAAAGCAAUUUACUUGCAGAACUAGAUGUACAUGUUUCAAAGAGUUGGGUUUCGCAAAGGUAUUUACCUGUUUUUGUCAUUGCAAUUUACUUAGAAGCAUAUUUGGAGGAGGCUGCUAGAUACUGAUAUUUAAAUUCUCUCUCUCUUUUUGUUGUUUUUUUUUUUUAUGCAUACUGCUAGAUAGUGAUAUUAUUUUUUGUUUAAACGAGUGAUUUGCUUGUUUCUGGUUGACCUAAAAAUGUGGCCACCGAUCUUUGUAACGAGUAAAUGUCUGAUAUAAUUGUACAGGGAACAUAUCAAAAAAUAAGCUGUGUGAUUCCUGGAAUAAAUUUCUUUUUGAUCAUCCGUAUAUGAAGUAUCUUUGUGAUGUUGUCGAGCUU